GUGAAUGAUCUUAUCAGGUGAGUGCAUAUCGCAUAUAAAUAAAUAGUUGUUAUUUUAUUCGUAGUUUAUUUUAUUUUAUAUCAUUUAAUAGAUUAAUAUGUCGAAAUCAAGGUUAUUAUUUUCUCAUUAUUCAGAUGAUGACGAUGAUGAAUUCACUUUGAAUCCUAUUCAUGAACCACUCCAUCAUUCCUAUUUUAAUACUAAUCAUAAUGCUAGUUCACAAGCUGAGGAUGAAAAUAGCGACGAUGAUGAAGAGAAUAGACUAGAGGCACCGCCAUCACUGAUAAUAGAACAGACUCAAACAACGACAAAACCUAUUUCAACAAGAGAGCAUGUUACUGUAUAUGAUAGAACAAUGUGGAGAUGGGCUAAUGUUGAAAAUAUGGAUGACUUUUUUCAAAGAGUAUAUGAAUACUAUCAAGGAAAGGGAAUUUAUUGUAUAUUAUUAGCUAGAUUUUUAAACUUGUUGACCUUGGCUUUUAUCAUUCUAUUUUCAACGUUUCUCAUCGGCUGCAUAAAUUACUCCGAUAUUACGUCUCAUCAUACAUUAGGGGAAGUAAUUGAACCUCAAUGCUUAUCAAAAUUAUCGUCUACAAAAGUCUUGUUCAUUUCAAUCUUCAUUAUUUGGUGGAUAUGGCAAGCUAUUCGAUUUAUAACAGAUUUACCUAUGCUUCGAGAAAUGCAUAAUUUUUAUAUUCAUUUACUACUUAUUCCAGAUGAGGACAUGCAAACAGUUUCAUGGCAGACAGUUUUAGAAAGAAUUAUUCAUAUACGUGAAAGUAAUCCAAAUACAAAUGAUAUUCGUUUAACAGAACAUGAUGUUGCAAGUAGAAUUAUGCGAAAAGAAAAUUAUCUCAUUGCUUUAUUCAACAAGGAUAUAUUAGAUAUUCAAAUCCCUUUACCUUAUUUACGUAAUCGAUCUAUAUUAACUAAAGAUCUUGAAUGGAAUCUUUCUUUUUGCUUAUUAGGAUUCAUAUUUGAUAAUCGAGGUCAAGUAAGGAAAAGAUGUCUAAAGGAACGAAAUAAAUCUUUCCUAGUAGCUAGCUUAAAGAGAAGGUUCAUCUUUAUGGGUUUAUUAAAUCUUGCUUUAUCUCCUUUUAUCUUUGUUUAUCUUCUCUUGCAUUUCUUUUUUCGAUAUUUUGAAGAAUAUCAUAAAAAUCCUAGUGAGAUUGGUUCAAGAGCGUAUACUCCUUUUGCAAAAUGGAAGUUUCGUGAAUUCAAUGAAUUACCUCAUUUAUUCCGUAAUCGUAUAAGCCAAAGUUAUGAGCAUGCCAAUCUCUAUAUCAAUCAAUUUCCAAAAGAAAAGACACUCUUAUUAGCCAGAUUUAUAUCUUUUUUAGCUGGUUCAAUAGCUGGUGUUUUGGCUUUGUUAUCUUUAAUUGACUCUGAAGCACUGUUGAAUUUCGAAAUUACACCUAAUGGUACUGUUUUGUUUUAUUUAGGUUUAACAGGUACUUUAUUUGCUAUUACACGUAAUAUGAUUCCAGAUGAAAACCAAGUAUUUGAACCUGAAAAUGUGUUAAGAAAAGUAAUUGAACAUACGCAUCAUUUACCUCCAGAAUGGAAACAUAAAUUACAUACUGACCAAGUUCGUGCUGAAUUUUGUAAAUUAUUUGAUUAUAAAGUGAAUUUAUUCUUUCAAGAAUUGUUAAGUGUCAUCUUUGCACCUCUUGUCUUGUGCUUAUCAUUACCAAAGAGUGCAGAUCAAAUUGUUGACUUUUUUAGAGAAUUUACAGUUCAUGUGAACGAAUUAGGCUAUGUAUGUAGUUUUGCUCAAUUUGAUUUUACACGACAUGGUAAUGUUAAAUAUGGUGUUCAAGAUGCUAUGAUAGAAAAUGACUAUUAUUUAAGCAAACAAGGAAAGAUGGAAAAGAGUUUUCUUAAUUUCAAGGCAAACAAUCCUAAAUGGAUACCUAACGAUCUAUCUGGUUCAAUGUAUCUAUCAAGAUUAACAGAAAUCACAAAUCAAAAAGAAACAGACUCGAGUGACGAAAGGAGAGUUCAAUUCAGUCAAAAAGGACGCCAUCCUGCAGAACCUAUUCAAUUAAAUCAGUAUGGUAUUCCAAGUAACUUGGGCGAAUCUUUUGUCCAAAGUCAACCAUGGAAAUAUCAUGUUGAGGAUAGAAGAAACGAAGAAGAAGAAGAAGAAAACGAAGGGAGAAGAAAUAAAGGCGUAGUUGGUUUAUUAAAUCAAUUUUACGAUUUAAAUAAUAAUCCUACAAUUUAACAUUGGAUUUUAUAUAAUAAAAGUAUUCAAUGCUUGUAAAACAAAUACAGAGAAAAAUAGACAGUGAGAAAGAGAGAAAUAGACAGCGGGAAAUAGACAGAAACUUGCUUCUAUUCACACUCAUAAAAUGUUAUUAUUUCUUAUAUAAUAAAUCACAUUAUUCGUUUGUUUAUUUACUUGCAAAAGAGUCUGUGUUUAUUUAAAAAAUUACUGUUAAAAAAGAAAAAAAAGGAAAAUAAACAGACCUAAAUCGCAUAGUUUCUUUCUUUCUUUAAAGUAGACAAAGUAACUUAUUCAAGGGAAAAUAAGAAAAGAGUUGAC
Messenger RNA from Cokeromyces recurvatus, 2548 nucleotides. RefSeq names its product autophagy protein Apg9-domain-containing protein. Bases 98 to 2227 code for a protein of 709 amino acids. The transcript is spliced from 9 exons. The record is from RefSeq and is a predicted model, not a curated record. Gene Ontology annotation, cellular component: autophagosome; phagophore assembly site. Lineage: Eukaryota; Fungi; Mucoromycota; Mucoromycetes; Mucorales; Mucoraceae. Gene Ontology annotation, biological process: protein localization to phagophore assembly site; autophagy of mitochondrion.